UAAUAAUAUAUUAAUAACAGCUGUGGCAGUCAAAAUGGUAAAAUCGAAGCAAUGAAGAGCUGCCUGAUUCAAGUAACAAAGAAAGAAGAAGAAACCCGUUAGGCCAUUCCAUUUUUUUAAUCAACCCACUAGGCCAUUACUACUACUACACAUAUUUUAUUACUAUACUUUUGCCAUAAGCUUUGGUUUCUUGUCGUUCUUCAACAAGAAGAUUCAAGUAACCAAAAAAAAAAGGCAAAUUUAUUCUGGUUUGUUUGAAGACUCUUUGGAACUUGCUACAAUGGGUUGCUCUGGAUCUUCUCAAGCCAAAGCCGAUGGGGAUUUUAAGAAAAUUCAGAAGCCAAAACCUUGGAAGCAUACUGAACCAAUUACAAGGACUCAACUAAUGCAGAUGCGUGAUGAAUUUUGGGAUACCGCUCCACACUAUGGUGGCCAGAAAGAGAUAUGGGAUGCACUUCGAGCAGCUGCUGAAGCAGACUUAACCCUUGCACAAACAAUUGUAGAAAGUGCGGGUGUGAUCGUUCAGAGUGCUGACUUGACAAUCUGUUAUGAUGAGAGAGGUGCAAGAUAUGAACUACCCAAGUAUGUUUUGAGUGAGCCAACCAAUUUGAUAUGAGAGUUGACAAUAGGGUAAAGAGUACAGUGUUUCAUUAAGACUGUAAAUUUUGUAUAUUGAUCUCAUGGCCCCUAGAGUUCUGAAUCUUGAUAGUGUUGGAUGGGAAUUAAGAAUUCAUGUCUCAGCUCCCAAAUAUUUGGAGUAAAGGAUUUUCAAAUUGAUUAUCCUAAUAGAUCUUCUCUUCAUUUAUAUAUCUGUUUUUUCAAAGAAUA
Molecule: messenger RNA, 828 nt
Organism: Quercus lobata
Lineage: Eukaryota; Viridiplantae; Streptophyta; Magnoliopsida; Fagales; Fagaceae
Product: ubiquitin domain-containing protein 1-like
Exons: 4
Coding region: 281-616 (111 amino acids)
Source: RefSeq, a predicted model, not a curated record